CAACUCGGCUCACCUCGGCUAAAGUAAUAAUAAUAAUAAUAAUAAUAAAAUCAAUAAAAUUCAAUCAUACGUGCGGUUGUAUAGCGCGUGACAUCACUUCAUUACUCAUUCAAAUUUGUUUCUUUUUAAGCCGCUAAUUGAUAUUUGUUCAAACAAAAGUCCCGGCUCAUCACAUCUGAUUGUAGUUUAUGAAUUUCUCUCUCUUUAUCUUUCUCUGCUGUGUCCGUGUCACUUGAACACUCUCAUUUGCUCCCUGUUUAGUUUCUUCAGUACAGAACUCUGCAGUUCAGAGAGAAUCGAGAGCAGGGUAACGCACAUUAUCUCUACAAUCUCAACACGUUAAUGGAGGCAAAAUCAGUGGUGGACUCUUCACCCAUGUCCAUUCAACAACAAGAUUCACUGCCAGAGGCCUCACCGAAACCCUACGGCAAGAAAUCUUUCGUCACUACGCUAAUGGAAGCAGCGACUCUUCGGACUCCUUCUUUCAAAGAAGACUCUUACUUUAUCUCAAGUCUUAAAUCAUCUGAGAAGAAAGCUUUGCAGGAACUCAAGAAAAAGCUCGUGGACUCUCAUGGCUCUGAUAAUGAGUACUCCAUGUGGGGUAUUCGUCUUCUGGGUGGCGAUGAAAAAGCCGAUGUGAUACUUUUGAAGUUUUUGAGAGCAAGAGAUUUCAGAGUCCAGGAUUCUUUUAACAUGUUGGAGAAGUGUUUGGCUUGGCGGAAGGAGUUUGGAGCAGACGGCGUCGUAGAGGAAGAUUUGGGGUUCAAAGAACUUGAAGGUGUGGUGGCGUAUAUGCAAGGGUAUGAUAAAGAAGGACACCCUGUUUGUUACAAUGCUUAUGGAGUUUUCAGAGAUAAAGAUAUGUAUGAAAGGAUUUUUGGAGAUGAAGAGAAGCUGAAGAAAUUCUUAAGGUGGAGAGUUCAGGUUUUAGAGAGAGGCAUAAAUCUCUUGCAUUUUAAGCCUGGUGGUAUUAACUCUAUUAUUCAAGUUACUGAUCUUAAAGACAUGCCUAAAAGAGAGCUUCGAGUUGCCUCUAAUCAGAUCCUCUCUUUGUUUCAAGAUAAUUACCCUGAAAUGGUUGCUCGCAAGAUUUUCAUCAAUGUGCCAUGGUACUUCAGUAUGCUGUACUCAAUGUUCAGUCCGUUCCUAACUCAGCGAACUAAGAGCAAAUUUGUGAUUUCUAAGGAAGGUCAUGUCGCGGAGACACUCUACAAAUUUAUAAGGCCAGAAGACAUUCCAGUACAGUAUGGUGGACUGAGUCGACCCAGCGAUUUGAACAACGGCCCACCUAAACCGGCUUCUGAGUUCACUGUCAAAGGAGGAGAGAAAGUUAACAUUCAGAUCGAGGGGAUUGAGGCUGGUGCAACAAUAACAUGGGACAUAGUUGUGGGAGGCUGGGAUUUGGAAUAUAGUGCAGAGUUCGUUCCCAAUGCUGAAGGGAGCUACACCAUUGCAGUUGAGAAGCCGAGGAAGAUUUCUCCAUCAGAAGAAGCUAUUCACAACUCAUUUACAUCAAGGGAAGCUGGCAAAAUGGUGCUUUCAGUCGACAACACCGUCUCCCGGAGGAAAAAGGUUGCCGCCUAUCGCUACAUUGUCCGGAAAUCCACCCUCGUCUAAGCUGUUUUAAAUACUUUCUAAUUAGUUCUUGAAAGAGUAUUUUGCUUAUGAUAAUCUUAAUCUGUUCUUUUUGGAGAGUUUAAAUUGCUUAAAUGUUUGUGAACUUGUUCUAGUCUACUUAGUAUUAAUGUGAUAUGUAAAAAUAUGGUGGUACUGGUACCAUGUUUAUUUUGACUCUUUGUAUGGCUUCAUAUAUAGUGGAAGAAAAUCAGAUUAACUUUGUUUAAUUACACAGCCCAGAUUUGUGUUUGUGGAGAGAAGAAUUAAAGGGAGGUUUUUGAACUUGGGUGAUUGGUUUUUUUAAGUCUUUGUAGUAGAAUGGGAGACACACAGGAAGCAGCAGAGGAGAUAAGCUUUUGCUUUUGUUUGGGACUGUGUCUCUCUUGAAAUAAGAGAUUUUAAUGGCUUUGUGUCUGGAUUUUGAAAGUGAUUUUGCUUCAUGCUCAGUCUCUUUUUCUCUUCUUUUGUUGGGUGUUGGAUUUUUACUUUCAAUAAGGCUGGCUGGUUGUGUGAAUGGUUUUUGAUGAUCUGAGA
Pistacia vera is the source of this 2151-nucleotide messenger RNA. Its product is annotated as patellin-6. Bases 343 to 1617 code for a protein of 424 amino acids. The record is from RefSeq and is a predicted model, not a curated record. Lineage: Eukaryota; Viridiplantae; Streptophyta; Magnoliopsida; Sapindales; Anacardiaceae. The transcript has 4 exons. Gene Ontology annotation, molecular function: lipid binding.